Molecule: messenger RNA, 1958 nt
Organism: Physella acuta
Lineage: Eukaryota; Metazoa; Mollusca; Gastropoda; Physidae
Product: adaptin ear-binding coat-associated protein 1
Biological process (GO): endocytosis
Cellular component (GO): membrane; clathrin vesicle coat
Source: RefSeq, a predicted model, not a curated record
CCGAAUGUUUUAAUCAUAAAAUCUGGCAAUUUCAUAAUAAUGGCAGACACCGCCUACGAACGCGUAUUGUGUGUUAAAAAUGAAGUACUUGUUUACAGAAUUCCCCCUCGCCCAUCAAAUAGAGGCUACAGAGCCGAUGAAUGGAAGCUUGAAAACCCUGAGUGGACUGGUCGAUUAAGGGUUGUCUCUAAAGGCAAAGAUCUCUUAAUAAAAUUGGAGGAUAAAAAUAAUGGAGAAUUAUUUGCCCAAUGCCCUGUGGACUCAUAUCCUGGGAUUGCUAUUGAACCUGUGAUGGAUUCCAGUCGCUACUUCGUCAUACGGAUUAAGGAUGACAGUGGGAGAAGCGCUUUUAUUGGGAUUGGAUUCCACGACAGAGCCGACUCUUUUGACCUCAAUGUCUCUAUUCAAGAUCAUUUUAAGUGGCUGAAACAGGAGGCAGAAGAAGAAAAGAUAGCAAAAACAGUUGAUGUUGGCCCCAAACUUGAUCUGGGCUUUAAAGAAGGACAGACGAUUACAUUAAAUUUAGGGACAAAAAAAGGAGAUGGUUCAAAGUCAAGGAAAACAACAACUGGAGCAUCAGGCUUAGGGCUGCUACCACCACCCCCUGGUGGCCUAAAACUUCCACCACCCUCAUCUACUUCAUCGACAGCAUCAUCAGGGUCAUCACAGCCAAACACAUUCCAAGCAUCUCCAGCCCAGAGUCUUGAUCUGCUGUUAGACAUUGGCUCCUCAGAGCCAGUAGCCAGUGGUCAGAAACCUUUAGUCACACAAAACCCUCCUGAUUUAUGGGGGGACUUUGCCAGUGCAAGUGGAUCUCAAUCAAUGUCUUCCAACAACAGUGGGGGUGAUUGGGUACAGUUUUAAGUUGGGUCAGACUAAAUGUACAUAAUAGUGAGAGAAUUGUUUUUCCAUAAAGAAGUCAUUCAGAAUGAGCUCAUGACAAGAUGGUCAAAUAAAUAUUAGUGUGCAAUUUUUCCAUUGGGACUCAUCUACUGCAUAAGUAUGGAGUGAAUAAUUUAUUGUUACUUGCCAUCAUUUCAUAGUUGUCUUCAUUAACUUAGAUAAAUCUUGUGUGAAGUAUGAAAGGGUAUAGGUCAAGUUUGUGUCAAGAUGUUUAAUGUUAAUGACAAAUUUUGUCUAGAAUGACCUAUAGCAUGAUAUUGGGGUUGAAUCAGUUCAUCAAAGUCUGAAAUAGCUGAUCAAAUAGUCCUAAUGUUCUGGUUCCUAGGAAUUUCUUUGUACAUUUUUUCCAAUUAGUACUUAUGUACAUUAGCACUUGUGUACAUUAGCAUUUUUAUGUCCAAUCAAUAUGAAGCUUUUUUUAACUGCAUGAGUUAAUGAGAGGAUGAUAGCAUACACAAAUCUCAUUGGGAAAUGUGGCAGUGUUUGGUCCAAGGAUAAACAAAGUGUAAGACAUCAGUUGUAGCUUGUACCACCAGCUGGCAAUAAUUGUAAGACAUCAGUUGUAGCUUGUACCACCAGCUGGCAAUAAUUGUAAGACAUCAGUUGUAGCUUGUACCACCAGCUAGCAAUAAUUGUAAGACAUCAGUUGUAGCUUGUACCACCAGCUGGCAAUAAUUGUAAGACAUCAGUUGUAGCUUGUACCACCAGCUGGCAAUAAUUGUAAGACAUCAGUUGUAGCUUGUACCACCAGCUGGCAAUAAUUGUAAGACAUCAGUUGUAGCUUGUACCACCAGCUGGCAAUAAUUGUAAGACAUCAGUUGUAGCUUGUACCACCAGCUGGCAAUAAUUGUAAGACAUCAGUUGUAGUUUGUACCACCAGCUGGCAAUAAUUGUAAGACAUCAGUGGUAGCUUGUACCACCAGCUAGCAAUAAUUGUAAGACAUCAGUUGUAGCUUGUACCACCAGCUGGCAAUAAUUUAUGUGUACAGGUUAUCCUCAUGUAGUUGUACAUGUUUGGUUGCUGGUGUACAUGUUUUGUUGGUGAGAGUGGGGGG